AUUGAAUUUCCCGGGUUUUUAAUUGUCAACCUCACAUUCGUAAAUUAUUUUUGUAAAUAAAAGUAAUCUUAAAAAAUAUUUGUUUUUACAAUUUUUUGAUACGACAGUAAUGUCAAUGGAACAUGAACCCCUUAGAUACGCACAUGAUGAAGGACACACGGACGUUUGCUAUUCAGAAGACGGAAGCAAAUUCAUAACAUGCGGAGCAGAUGGGGACAUCAGAAUAUGGUCGUGCGACGAAGGGGAAGAUCCUAUCCACAAUUGUGUCGGCGAAUGGGCCUUAUGUAUUCGCCAAAAAGACGACAAGUUAUAUGUUGCUACGGGUAGCAAUGAUAUUCAAAUUCUGGCACUACCCGAAGGCGAUCGAGAUGGGGUACUCGAUAGAUUUGUCGCUCCGAUCAAUCAUAUUGCCGUGGAAAAGGACACCCAGCUGAUAGCACUGGCUGGUGAGGAUAUGGAAGUCAAGUUGAUAGAUCUCGGCAGAACUGAUAAAGAAUGCAAAAAGUUUGAAGGACUUUCGGGACCUUGUUUGAGCGUGGCAUUGAAUUCGAAGUCAAAAAUGAUUGCUGCCGCAUCUGGAGAUUCCAAGCUAAGAGUUUGGGAUAUCGACACUAGUACCUUGCUGAAAGAAAUUAGUUGUUUCCCAAAAGUGAAUAGUUUCUCAAAUGCCAAGUUACUAUGUCGAAUUGACUUUGAAUCGAGGAAAGGAAAGAAACUAGCAUACCCCAAUAAUAAUACCGUCAUUAUUCUGAAUGUUGAAGAUUGGUCAGUUGAUGCUACAUUGUCUUGCGGAGAAGUGUCUGCACCAUAUUCGAUUGUGCAGUAUUCUCCAUGCGGAAAAUAUAUUUUAGCUACAUCAAGCGAGGGCGAUUUUGUGAUUUGGGACACAGCUUCUCAGGAUGUAUCAAUUGUGAGCAAACAUGAAAAGUCAGUUGCAGUUUGUGGAUUGAUGUGGAAUCCGAAAGGAAACGGAGAAAUAAUUUACACAGACGUAGAAGGCCAGUUGGGCAUCAUAACAAAGUCAAUAAAAUGUAUUGCACAAAAUGAAGCUGGUUCGGCACCAGCUGAAGAUGAUGCUUUCGCAGACAAUGAUGUUGAUUUUACUGGUAUCCAGUUUGAAGAAGAUGACGACGAAGAUAAUGAAAAUGUUGUUUCUGUUGAAAAACUCAAGAAGCAAUACAUGGGAGAUUCAGAUGAUGAAUUGAAGAAACUGGAAACUGAGUCGUCUCAUGCACCAUCGCCGAGACCACGUACUCCCGAAAUUCCACUGCAGCCGCCCUUUAUGCCAUCAUCCACUCCGGACCACUUGGAUCCUCGUUAUCUUUGCUGGAAUCACGUAGGCAUCAUCAGGUGUUACGGAAAUAAUGGAGAUGAAUCUAGCUCAAAGUCGAUUGAAGUCGAGUUUCACGAUUCCACCUUUCAUAACAGCAUGAUGAUGCAAAAUUAUCAGGAAUACACGAUGGCAUCUCUGAGUAAAGCAGCCCUUGUUGUUGGAAAUUCUAGACAGUUAUUGAGAAAAGGUCUGGCUGACGGUUUCUUUGUAACGGCAGUUUUUGAAUCAUAUCAGGCCGUAGGAGGUAUAAAAUGCAAAGGUUCCGUCUAUCCUAGCUUCACGCCAAGACCGACUAUGUGCGAGAUACCAUUAGAACCACCCUUCGCAGAGUCUAUGACUGAAAAAACACAAAUGGAAAUGAAUUUGUUCACGUGGUCUACAUUGCAGGUUUCAGAUGUUGAUAAGAAGUUUAAGGAAACGGCUAUGAAAACAUUCGCAUUAGCUUGUCGAAAUAAUUUAGAUGAAAGAGCGUUGGAGUUUAUGGAAGUUUUAUCUAAUCCGCAACUGAUAGCACUGAGUUUGAAAUACGCCUCUAAACUGGAUAGAAGACGUCUAGUUGAAAAACUAAUGGAUUUGGCAACAAAAAUCGCAGACGAUACCGAAGAUUUGGGAGUGAAAGAAAUUCCAAUGGAAGAAGAGCCAAAAAUGAAACCGGUUUAUAGAAAACUAAGUUUGAGUGUUUCAAAAAAUACCCCCAAAAAUAAAGUGGAUAGGCUGAAGCAGGUUUCAAAUACCCCAGAUGUAUCGCAAACUUCCCAGGAAACAGAAAUAUCAACGCCAGGUCCUGCAACAAAUAAUACUACUCUUAUCGAGUCUUCUGUGAAUACACAAGAAUCUUUGUUUCGUGAUGAAGUGAAACCGAAUCCAUUUUUGAAGAGUUUGAAAAAAUCCAAAGUUGCCAAAGACCCUAAUCCACUCAGUUUAACUGAUAAAUAUGCUGGAUUAUCCUAUGAAAAGGAAACCAAAGAGAAUAAAGUUAAAAAUGGAGAGACUGGCGAGAAACGAAAAAAUUCCGAUUCUGAGACUGACAAACAAAAGGAGAAACAAAGGAAACUGGAUAGUUUCAGGUUCAAAAAAAGUUCCUAGUUUUAAGAGUGAAUUUUAUUAAAGGUCCAAUGUUUUAUUUAAA
This is a messenger RNA of Leptinotarsa decemlineata (Colorado potato beetle), 2462 nucleotides long. It is a transcript of the gene Ctf4, whose product is annotated as Chromosome transmission fidelity 4. Gene Ontology annotation, cellular component: nuclear replication fork. Gene Ontology annotation, molecular function: protein binding; chromatin binding. Lineage: Eukaryota; Metazoa; Arthropoda; Insecta; Coleoptera; Chrysomelidae. Gene Ontology annotation, biological process: DNA-templated DNA replication; mitotic cell cycle; DNA repair. The record is from RefSeq and is a predicted model, not a curated record.